Messenger RNA from Oikopleura dioica, 4344 nucleotides. NCBI's taxonomy places the organism in Eukaryota, Metazoa, Chordata, Appendicularia, Copelata, Oikopleuridae. The record is from the annotation of a GenBank genome assembly.
AUGGCGGAGAUGGAAAGCGCUGAGCUGCAGCGGAUUUCCGCCAUUAGUUGUACCCCGUCGACGGAUGAAAUCCACGUGUGGACAAAUGUUUCCGAACGUCCGACUGGCGAGGACAUGGACAACGAGCGAGAAAAAUCGAUCGUUUACAAUUAUCUCUGCCGGCUGGAAGAAGCGAAACGGUGGAUUGAGGCGAUGAGUCAGACAAAGCUUCCUGCAGUUACCGAUGGAAUGGAAGAAAGCCUUGCCAACGGCAUUGUUAUAGCAAAACUAGGCAAAGCGAUCGCCCCAUCUAUUAGCAGCCGGAUCUUCGACGAGAAUCACGAGCACUACGAAACGAAGGGCCUCCACUUUCGGCACACAGACAACAUCAACAUUUUCCGAGAUGCGAUGACAAAGGUCUCUCUGCCGAGUUCCUUCUAUCCGGAAACUACUGACAUUUACGACAAAAAGAAUCUGCCGAGAUUGAUCUACUGUAUUCACGCGCUGGCGAUGCACCUCUCGAAAUUAGGCAAAGCGCCGAAAAUGGACGAUCUUGAAGGAAUCCUGAAAUUUACAGAAGAAGAACUUUCAGCCAUGCAAGUGGCCCUCGAUGGUUACGGAAUAAAGCUCCCUUCUUUCGCUAAAAUAGGCGGCAUUCUCGCUGCAGAGAUCUCUGAAGACGAGGCUCUUCAUCAUGCUGCCAUUUUGAGAAUCAAUCAAGCUCUCGAUGAGGAUAAUUUCGAUGAUUUGAAAGAAGCACUUUUGAAUCCAGAUGCGCGAAUCGAAGGUGUCAGUGAAGAUAACAUCGAAAAAUAUUCAUGCGAGAUGAAACACUUCAAAAAUAUCAAAGCCGAAUCUCAUUCGGCCGAGUCACUAGAAAAAGCAGCCCUCGAUCCAAAUUCAAGCUUCGCCAGCUUUGACAAUGAUGAUGUUUACCAAACUCGCCUGACGCACAGCGAAGUUCAAGAAGAAAUUUUCAAAAUUAACGCAGCAAUCAAGGAAGAAGAGGCAGCAAGUGCCCAACAACUACUUUCUGAAAAGCGUCUCGAAGCAGUACAGACAGUCAACGAAGUUGUAGCAGAUGGCGAAGCGGCUCAUAUUUUUGAAGCUCUUCAGGAUCCCUAUUUAGAAAUAAAUAGUGACCUAGAAGAAUCGCAUAAAUCAAGAUACGCUUCUAUUCUACAGUCCCACCUUGAAUGCUACGAAGAACUUGGAUACGAUGACAUCAAAGAGGCCGUGUAUGAGACUAAGAAACAGUUCGAAUUUAUGAAGAAAAGAUGCUCCGCAGUGAUGGCAAUCAAUCUGCUUCUCGAUGAGGAGGAUUGUGAAGAACGCUUCGAAGAGAUGCUUCUUACGGAUGUACUCGAGUAUCAGAUAUUCCCAGACAGUGUCCAGGCAUAUUACGAAGCACUUGUCGACGCAAAAGUGAAGAAAGAUAGUAGUCUUGCUGGAAGCAUCGAAACUGAUUGGAUAGUAGAAAUAAUCAAUGGCUCAUUCUUCUUCUUCGACACCCAAAAUCUUGAGGCUUACUGGGAAGCUCCUGAUUCGUAUGAUUAUAACUCGGAACAGAAAAUGCUCACCUCGGUGGAGAUCAAGGGGGUCGUAGAGGAUGUCACUGCUGCUCUCAUCAAGAUGGAAGCCUGGCAGCGUAAUACUCCAGCUGUAAUAACGAUUCAAUCGGCAAUCCGAAUGUUUCUACAAAAACGAGCUUUUCAAAGCCGACUGAAUUACCUGAAAGAACAAGAGCGCCCUGUAAUCGUCCUCCAGUCGUAUUAUAGAGGUUGGAAAGUAAGAAAAGAAAUGCGGGAGAAGAAAAAGCAUUGGGAAGCUAAUAUUGACAGCGUGUUGCUACUGCAAAGCAACUUCAGAAUGCUAAAAGAGCGUCUGCGCUACAUUCGAAGGUUGAAGUAUUUGAGAGAGCAAGAAGAUGUAAUAAUUCGAAUUCAAUCUUGGUGGAGAAGCUGUCACCUGCGCAAUGAUUAUAAAGGUGUUUCAAAAGGAACAGCAACUCUACGAGCGGUUCGACAUUUUGUUCACUUGCUCGAGCACACAGAUCUUGAUUUGAGCGAGGAAGAAGAAAUUUGCCAGUUGAAGAAAGAGAUCAUUAACAGAGUGCGAGAGAACGACGACUUGGACGAUAAGCUUGACCAAAUGGAUGUGAAGAUUGGACUUUUAGUAAAGAACAGAAUCUCACUUAAUGAUGCGAGUAACCACCUAAAGAAAAUCCGCAAGCAGAAAACAUCAUCAUCUUCUCUUGGAAACCGUGAAAAUUCAACCGUUAACCUGGGGCGACUCACCAAAGAAACGCAGCAAUUAGUGGACUCUUAUGAAAGAUUGUUCGCACUUUUGCAGACAGAGCCAAUUUACUUCUCCAAACUGCUCUUUUGCUUGCCAAUGGUCAAGUCUAACAACUUCGUUCAAAAUAUUGUGUUCGCCACUUACGACUACGCCCAGCAAAAGCGAGAGCAGUACCUUUUGCUCAAACUUUUCCGGUCUGCCCUUGAGGAAGAAAUCUCUCAGAAGGUGUCUACACCCAAAGACCUUAUGACAAACGGGGUUCUGGCAGUGAAAUUGAUCGUCAACUUUUACCGUGGAAUCGGCAUGAAAGUCGGAAGUAAUUAUGGAAACAGGGAAUCCCUUCGCGACAUUCUCGGCGAGCGUGUUAAAGAGAUCAUCUCGCGCUGUGAUGAGUUGAAUCUUGAGUGGAGCAUAGUUGAAACGUACAAAAAAUGGGCUCAGCGUAAAGAAACAGAAAACGGCGUACUCGUUGGACUUGACGCGGAAAUAACUGAAGACAAAGCAGCGGCUGUACCAGAAGUUGUGGAAAUUUUCGAAGAAAACAUCACGAAAUUGACAUCACUUGUUGAUGGGUUCAUGUCUUCAAUAACUGCCUCAGUAAAAAGUCUUCCUUACGGACUUCGAUACCAAGCGAAGGUGAUGUAUAAAGCUCUUGCAAAUAAAUUCCCUGAUGCAUCGGAAGAACUGCUUCUUGUUUCCGUAGGAAACCUAAUCUACUAUCGGUUUUUAAAUCCAGCGAUUUGCGCGCCAGAAGCCUUUGACGUUAUUGAUCUUCCUGCCGGAACAGCUCUUGACCAAAAGACGAGGAAGAAGCUCGGUCAGAUUGCCCGCUUUUUGCAGCAUUCCGCAUCCUAUACCACAGGCAAAGACAUCGCUGACGGCUCCUUGCCGCCGAAGACAGCGGAGCACGAGACGAUAAGAAAAGCGACAGCUCUAAAUUCGAAGCGUUUCCGAACUUUUUUCAAGGCAGUUAUCAACGUCGCGGAGCCGGAAGAGGUUUUUCAAAUGUCCAAAUACUCUGAUGUUGUUGAAAUCGAAAAACCGAAAAUAACGCUGACAAUAAAAGACCUUCUUGAGACGCACAAACUUCUCCUACAAUUUUCGGAAUCAAUUACUUCGAAUCAAGAUGAUCCUCUCCACGAUCUGCUUGCUGGAAUGAAGGAGAUACCAGAGCCAGAGGUGCUUCUUGGAAGCGAAUUUAGAAAUAUAAACGACUCGGAUGCUCUCUCCUAUCAUAUUCAUCUCAGUUUGUCCGUGAAUAUCGACCAGAGUGACGAGGACGCGCUUGCCAUGGAAAUGCGCAAACUUCUCAAUGAGACAAAACGCCUCCUCUGUACGGCGAUCGAGUAUCAAUCCUCUAGGAAUCUGCGAGAGUAUUUAAACGAGGUUGUUCCAUUUGAAACAAUGAAAAAGUACUCCACAGACACGCAAUCAAACUUGAUGAACGACCGUGAGACUAUCAAGGCCAACGUCAAGACCCUCAUCGCGAAUGGAAUUCUCGAGUCGGAAGACGAUCUGGUGAAGCUGAUUUGCGAAGACAUCCGUGAAAAACACCGCCUCAGAAGAGCACGCAAGAGCGAAAUCGAACAGCUCCGUCUCACCCGAGCAAGACUGAUAAACAAGCGCAAGUACUACGAAGAACAGCGUGAAUAUUACGAGCGUUACAUUGCCGAUUGCUUGGCCAAACAGUCGGUCGACGACAAGCAGGCAAAGUCGAAACCAGCCAAGGGCGCCUCGUUCCGCUUGAAGUCGAGAAAAGAAAAGAAGGAGAUCAAAUAUAGCGCGGAACAGCUUAUCAAGAAGGGCAUCCUACUAAGUCUAGACGGGGAUGAAGUUAAGAACACGAAGCAUCUCAAGUUCAUUAUCAAACCUUUGUUGGUCAAUGGACAGUGGUCUAUCGAAGCCUUUUACCUUGGCGUCAGCGUCUUCACAACAACGCUCAUCUUGCAAGACCUCUUGCAAAAGCAGUAUGAGAAUGUGUCUGUCAUCAAGCUGGACGAGAAAGCGAAAGUCAACGUGAAUCUGCUCAUUCACCUACUCAAUAAGAAAUUCCACACAGCCUUGUAA